UGGACGAUAAAGUGAAGUUAACUUCACGGCAGUGUGACCUGUUUGUUAGGUUAUGAGAGUGACAGUGACAGACCAGUGAGUUUUAAUAGUAAAGUUCGUCGAAGUGGAAGAUAAGCAAAUAUAUUAGGUGUCAACUGAGAUCCCAAAAUAAGUGUGAAGAAGAAACAACGUGCUAUCUGGAAUUGAAGCUUUGGAGCUGCAUAAAAUCCUUUCUGGGAGCCAAUUUCAACACAGUUGUACCUUCUUAGUGUAAUUUAGUUAAGUACAUACAGUUAAUAGAGCAGGAAUAUUAACGAAUACUGAAGCGGUAUAGUUGGUAAUAAAGAUAAAUUAAACACAAUAAUGGUCCCUGAAAGAAUACAGAUUUCUUUGAUGACGGAAAUGGAGACCUUACUAAAUCAAGGUCAAGAUAUAAAUGCUCAAGAUGAAGACGGCCCGAACACUUCUGGACAAAGCAGUUUGGAGGGGUUCAGAGCCUGCAGUUGAUCUACUGCUGGAGAGGGGAGCAGAUGUUAAUAUCUGUAACAACAGAGGAAGAUCUCCUUUACAUCUGGCUGUCUAUAGAAACAAUGCAACUAUUUUGGGACAAUUAUUUGAGAAAGGGGGCAAUCUAAAUCUUAGAAAUGAUAAAGGGAAAUCUGCUCUUGAUUUAAUAAUUAAAAGAAGAUAUUUUAAAAUGAUUGAAACUCUUAUAGACAAAGGAUUUGAUUUUGAAAACGAAGGGCACGACUUCCCACUCCUUCAUUAUUUUGUUUACAAACAUUUUGUAUCGGGUGUGGAGUUAUUGUUAAAGAAAGGAGCAGAUUUGAACCAAGAAGACCUACGAGGUAGACGCCCUCUUCAUAUCGCCAUUAGCAGGUGGUACACUGAUAUUACACACAUGCUUCUCAAAAAAGGUGCAUUAGUGGAUAUUAGGAGUAAUGGUGAUGAGACACCUCUUCACUGUGCUAUUAAAAACUACUUUAAAGCUGGUGUUGAGUUAUUGCUUAGGCAAGGUGCUAACGUGAACUUAAAGUGUGACGAUAUUACACCACUUCAUAUGGCUGCUAAAAAGGAGAAUGAAAGUGCAUUUGAUGCAUUGUUAAAUUAUGGUGCCAAUAUCCAUGAGAGAGACUGUAAAUAUAAUACAGUUUUACACAAUCUAGUUGCAGCAGAUUUUGUUUAUGGUAUUAAAGCAAUUUUAGAAAGAGGAGCCAAAGUAAAUGAAAAAAAUAGUGCUGGUCAAAGACCUCUUCAUUUUGCUAAGUCAGAUGAGGUAUGUGAAAUAUUGCUGGACAAUGGAGCUUCAUUGGAGGUUACGGAUUUCCAUGAGGGAAAUACACCUUUCCUAACAGCAGUCCAGUUUGAAUUCAGUACUAUUAACUUUCUGUUGGCAAGCGGAGCAGAAGUUAAUGUGAGAAACGAUAAAGGACGAACAGCGCUUCAUCUGGUAAAGGAUGAUUAUUUAGUAGUAGAAACUAUAUUGGAUCAUGGCGGGAAAGUUAAUACAAAAGACAAUGAAGGAAAUACUCCUCUCCACUUAUAUAUUUAUCGUGGAAAUGAUCCUGAAUGUGUUAAUCUUCUGCUUAAAAGGCAAGCAGAUGUAAACAUAAAGAACAAUGCAGGCCAUACUCCUCUCCAUGCGGCAGUGUUAAAAAACAAAGAUAUGAUUGGGCUUUUGUUAAGUAAUGGUGCUGAUGUUUCCCUAAAAGACAAGAAAAAUAAGUCACCACUUCACCUUGCAAUGUACCAUUGUAAUGAAGAUAUGAGCUCAGAAAUACCUUUUAUGUUGUACAAGGAAGUCAUAUCGAAUUUAAAUGAAAGUGACGCAAACAGACCUCUUCACUUUGCUGUUGCAAAUUGUGGUUAUAAUCUGGUCAAAGAAUUGAUAGAUAAUGGAGCUUGUGUGAAUUCAAAAAACAGCAAAUGUCAAAGUCCUCUGCAUAUUGCUGUUUCAAGAUCAUUUCAACCAGCAGUUCGGCUACUGUUGGAGAAAGAAGCAAGGGUGAACGAAAGGGAUGCUGAAAACAGAACCCCCCUUCAUUUGGCUGUCUUAGCAAACAAUAGUACUUUAGUUGAAGCAUUAAUUAAUAAAGGUGCAGACCUAAAUAAUAAAGACAAUCGAGGAAGUACCCCUCUUCAUUAUGCAAUUUUAACUAAAAAUUUGUCAUUAACCGAACUUCUUUUACUCCGUCGAUCAGAUGUAAAUCUUCGAGAUAAGUGUUAUAGAACACCUCUUCAUUUAGCGGUUUUGUACAAGUUUAGCGAUGGAGUUAAUCCUUUACUUGCCUAUGGAGCCAAAGUAAAUUUGAGGGACAAGAGAAGGAACACACCUCUUCAUUAUGCAGCUCAGAAUAAAUCAGAGUCAAUGUUGAGAAAACUAUUGAAAAGAGGGGCUUUAGUUGAUAUUCGAGACUCAAAAGGAAGAACUCCCCUCCACUUGGUUCUUAAAUACCGUGUGUGGGAAAGUGGUGACUGUGCUAGUGUGUUGUUGGAUUACGGGGCAAAUAUGAGCGUAAAAGAUUAUAAAGGGAAAACACCAUUAGAUUAUAGAGAGUGUUACGGUAAUCUGCUAAAUGUUGUUUCAAAAUUCAUUAUUAAAACUGAAUGUGCUAAUUUAGAACUAAAUCUGAAUAAAGAAGUUGCGUCAGACCUCCUCAAAUAUUAUAGUGAACUUGUUCCUUUUCGAACCAAGUGCUUAACAGAACUGAAGCACAUGAAAACAAAGAAAAUUGGCAUCAAUAAUCUCUAUGAUGUUUUUUCCCAAUACUGGGAUCCAACAUUUUCUAUAAAACAAUCCAUGGAAGACGCUAUAUAUUCUCCUAAUUUGGAUGUAGAGUUUCCAUUAUAUGCUCCACUUUUGAGAGUUACAUUUGAGAGGGCAAAAGUUAGGCAUCAACUGUUAAAUUUAGCAGUUGAAAGUGUUAGUGCUAAAAUUGAUAUAACAUUGCCUAAUGAGAUGAAAAGACAUAUUAUGUCUUAUUUAAGUGAUCGAGAAUUGAAGAGUUUAUUGAAUAAGUAAAGAUAUGCACUAACAUUAAUUGUGUAUAUUAAAACUGCAUAUAGUAGGGUGUAGUAAGUUGCUGAAAAAUAUGACAAUUCAUUGUGUAGCAAGUGAGUUUUGUGAAUUAGUCUCUUUAAAAUAUAACAGUGUAACUUGUUAACAUAAGUGGCACAUCUUGAAUAUAAAGAUAAAUUUAUUACUAUUUUUACUUAUUAGAUUAAAGGGUAUAAUGAGCCAUUAUUGUGAAAUAUGUUUCUUUUAUUAAAGGUGUUAAUAGUUAACUAUAUAAAGAAUAUUAUUGGUUUACUUUAGUUUUAGUUUUUUUACUAUUUGCUCCUAAUUAUAAUUGUCUGAUAGCCAUGUUGGAUCAGAAACGUUUUUAGAGAUAUGUAAGGAUUAAUUAAUUAGUAGCAGAGACAAUUUUCCAUUUUAACCGAGAAUAUACACAUUUUUGUUUAUUGUUUUACUUUUAUUUUAUCUAUAUGUAUGGAAUCCAUUAAAAUUGUAGAAAAUACCAAAAUAAAAUACAUGGCAAGUGUAAACAGUUGUACAUUACUCUCAAUUCUAUAGUGAAAUUAAGAAUUAUAACAAAUGUUUACGAUAAUAGAAUAGAAUAUGCUAACUAUGCUAGAUUACCUAUAAAAGUAUAAUGAUUUCAAAGAAAAUAAAUAAAUAUAAACUUUGCCUUGAAUUUACUAAUCCAUACUUUCAGGAAAUGUUUGAUAAAGUACAUUCGAAUUCGUUUGAACUACAAUGUUAUAUGCAAUAAUUUUUAACAACCUUACUUGACAGUGAUAAUAAUAUGUAAACAAAGGAAACCAAAUUAACAUUAUAAAGUCGACUAGCUAUUUGUCGAUCUAUCCAAUUGUUUUUUUUUUUUUUUUUAUCUAUUUCUGUUGUGGUGUUAGUAGUUUUCUUAACAUUCACAACUUCACCUAGGUUUACAUUCAAGUUUGUACAGCCCCUUGUUAACCUGCCCAUUAAAUAGAUUAAGGACAGCAACUCGAUGUUUUGGAUAUAGUGAUACAAUAUUUGAAGUUUCAUUGUUUUGAUGAUUCCUUUUUACAAUAAAUUACAAAGUGUUACUUUUAUAUAAGCUUAUAACGUAAUUACUUAUAAUAUACUGUACCAUGCAUUUAAUACUUAAUACGAUAAUUUAUAUAAAUUAAAUUGAAUGUUUAGUUGACCAGUGUUUGUAUAAUAUAUUGUAUAAAUACCUAGUGUACAUAGUGUUAACCUAGUAAAAUUUACUAUACUACUUUUAUUAAACUUUUUGCUGACGA
Messenger RNA from Homalodisca vitripennis (glassy-winged sharpshooter), 4266 nucleotides. Its product is annotated as serine/threonine-protein phosphatase 6 regulatory ankyrin repeat subunit B-like. Bases 416 to 3001 code for a protein of 861 amino acids. Gene Ontology annotation, molecular function: protein binding. The transcript is spliced from 3 exons. The record is from RefSeq and is a predicted model, not a curated record. Lineage: Eukaryota; Metazoa; Arthropoda; Insecta; Hemiptera; Cicadellidae.